Molecule: messenger RNA, 746 nt
Organism: Poecile atricapillus (Black-capped chickadee)
Lineage: Eukaryota; Metazoa; Chordata; Aves; Passeriformes; Paridae
Gene: TNNI3
Product: troponin I3, cardiac type
Biological process (GO): muscle contraction
Cellular component (GO): troponin complex
Source: RefSeq, a predicted model, not a curated record
AUGAGGAGGAGGCUCCCGAGCCCCCCCCCGCAGCCCCCUCCCCUCCGCCGCAAAUCCUCGGCCAAUUACCGGGCCUACGCCGUGGAGCCCCACGCCAAGAGAAAAUCCAAAAUCUCAGCGUCUCGCAAGCUGCAGCUGAAGACGCUGCUGCUGCAGAGGGCGAAGAAGGAGCUGGAGAAGGAGGAGCAGGAGAAGGCGGCCGAAAAGAUUCGGGUGGUGGAGGAGCUGUGCCCGCCCCUGGCGGCCCUGGAGGGGAUGGGGGUGACGGAGCUGCAGGAGCUGUGCCGGGAGCUCCACGCCCGCGUGGCGCGCGUGGACGAGGAGCGCUACGACAUGGGGACACGCGUCAGCAAGAACGUCACCGAGCUGGAGGAGCUGCGGCGCCGCGUGGCCGCCGGGCGAUUCGUGAGGCCCAACCUGAGGAGGGUGAGGCUGUCGGCCGACGCCAUGAUGGCGGCGCUGCUGGGCACCAAACCCCGAGUGGGCACCGACCUGAGGGCCGGGCUGCGCCAGGUGCGCAAGGACGACGCCGAGAAGGAGAGUUACGAGGUCGGGGACUGGCGCAAGAACGUGGACGCCAUGAGCGGCAUGGAGGGGCGCAAGAAGAAAUUCGAGGGGGCGGCGGCCUGAGGGAGGAGCCCCCACGGAGCCCUUUCUUCAUCAUCACCUUCGUCAUCAUCAUCAUCAUCGGCACGGGCACCACCCCCUCCCCAAAAUCCCCCAAAAUCCCCCCAAAUCCCCCCAAA